AUGUCUACAGAUACUUAUAAGUUACAUCCAGAGCUCGCUAUAUGCGUAAAAAGGGAAGAGCUGACAGAAAUCAUUGCUCAAGAGCUACACAUAGAUGUUGCAUUUCCUUGUUUUUCUGUUAAAGAACAGUAUGGCUCUACUGCAUGCUGCGUGGUCCAUAAACACUGGCUUACUAGCCUGAGGCAAUCCAAACUCGGUGAAAUCACCAAAAUCAACAAAUACGUCGCCACUCGUUCUUCCUUAAAUAACAAUUCAGAUCAAACUAACGAUCAUCAAACUUCGACGACCAAUGUACUAGUUAGUGUGUAUUUAAAGCGAUACUCAUCAGACUCCAAAAAUAGUAAACCGCAGUUAUAUGCUCGGAAUCCAUCUGACAGCGGCAUUAAUUACGCUUCAUCCAAUUUUAAUGAGCGAGCUGACUUACCUUUAAGGUAUUUCCUUAAAGAACAACUUGAAGGAAAACCGAUACUUUUGGCUGAUAUUGAGGAACAAUACAAUAAUUAUACGCCUAUAUUCUCCAAUAAUGACUUUCAAAAUCCUGAAAAUUUGUCUGAAUUAGAAGUUGAACUGGCUAGGCAAAAAGCAUUUGUGAAAAAAUUUAUAGAAACAUUAUAUCCUGAGAGUGCUUAUUUUCGAAUUGUAUCGCAACCUGAAAGUGAUGGUGAAAAUGAUAGUGAUACAUUAUUUGUAGAAGCUGUUUCUCAACCUGACUGGUCCUCAGAUAUGCCUAUAACGACGAGUCCAAACAUUUUUGAUGUUUUUGCUGUAUUGGAAUCUGAGCAUGCAUAUUAUUUCAUGGCUCCAUAUCGUGGCACUACUUUAGAAGACUUAUUAAAAUAUAGUUCUGGCGUAUUGAAUUCUAAUGUAAAAAAAACUUUUAUCCUAUAUCAAUUACUAAGAACUGUUCAGAGUCUUCAUAUGAAAGGUGUUAUUCAUGGAGGGCUCAAGCCAUCUAACAUUCUUGUGGAUGAAAAUCUAUGGGUAACGCUUACAGGAUUUGAAUGCUCCAUUCCAAGAACUGAAAAUAUAUCGGAAAUUCAAGAUGAAUCUCUCACAAUGAAGUGGGUACAUGGAAGUAUAUCAAAUUUUGAUUAUAUAAUGGCAUUGAACUAUCUCGCUGGCCGAAGAAUUGGUGACCCAAACUUUCAUCCAAUUUUUCCAUGGAUUACCGAUUUCACCGGUGCAUCUGUUUCUGAAAAUUGGCGGGAUUUUACAAAAACGAAAUUUCGUGUGAAAAUUGACAACACUUUUAUUAUAGGUGAUGAACAAUUGGAUUUUACAUAUGAUGGUCCAGUGCCUCAUCAUAUCACCGAUAUUUUAUCUGAUAUCACUUAUUAUGUGUAUCUUGCUCGAAAAACUCCCAUUCCGGUGCUAUGUCAAUAUGUAAGAACGAAAUAUGAGCCGAAUGAAUAUCCAUCCUCAUUACAAAGAUUGUUCGAAUGGACUCCUGAUGAAUGUAUCCCUGAGUUUUAUACAGAUCCAAGUAUUUUUACUUCAAUACAUCCGGACAUGCCAGAUUUACAACUCCCAAUGUGGGCUUCUUCUGCUGAAGAGUUUAUAUGCAUUCAUUCUGAAGCUUUAGAGAGCGAAUACGUAUCGAAAAAUUUACAUAUUUGGAUUGAUUUAACAUUCGGGUGUGCUGACGCGAUUGAAGCAAAAAAUGUUGCAUUACCACUUUUGGAUGGACAAAAUUCUUUUAUGAAGCACGGGAUCACUCAACUUUUUUCGGAUCCUCACCCUCAGAAAAUUGUGACACCUGACAGCAAUAAAAUGUAUCUUUUAGAUUCUUUACAUGAUUAA
This is a messenger RNA of Dentiscutata heterogama, 1800 nucleotides long. The record is from the annotation of a GenBank genome assembly. Lineage: Eukaryota; Fungi; Glomeromycota; Glomeromycetes; Diversisporales; Gigasporaceae.